Messenger RNA from Solanum stenotomum, 1172 nucleotides. RefSeq lists its product as uncharacterized. Lineage: Eukaryota; Viridiplantae; Streptophyta; Magnoliopsida; Solanales; Solanaceae. The record is from RefSeq and is a predicted model, not a curated record. The transcript has 3 exons. Bases 196 to 897 code for a protein of 233 amino acids. Gene Ontology annotation, molecular function: acyltransferase activity, transferring groups other than amino-acyl groups.
GAUUCAUCAAGAAUAACUCUCCGUCCAUACAAAUCAACGGACGUUGAUGAUGUACUCUCAUGGGCAUCCGAUGAUCGCAUAACCCGAUCCACCCAUUUCAGCACGUUGACUUCCAAAGAAGAUGCGUUGAACUUCAUCGACAAAUCUUCUAUCCCUUGGCGUCGAUCCAUAUGCAUCGACGAUCGAUCGAUCGGGAUGGUGGUGGCCCGACCUGGAUCGGGUGAUGACAGAUGUCGAGCUGAGAUAGGAUAUGUUUUAGGAGUUGAGUAUUGGGGACAGGGAAUUACACCGGUGGCGGUGAAGAUGGCAAUUCCUUUAAUUUUGGAAGAGUUUCCUGAAAUAGUAAGGCUUCAAGCAUUAUCUAAUGCUGAGCAUAAAGCAUCACAUAGAGUGUUGGAGAAGGCUGGGUUUAUAAAAGAUGGUAUGUUUAGAAAGUAUUUAUACUUUAAAGGCGAUGAUCGCGUAACUCAAACCAUCCGAUGGAAUACUUUGACCUCCAAAGAAGAGGCAUUGACCUUCAUCAAGGAUGUAUGUAUACCCCACCCUUGGCGUCGAUCUAUAUGCAUCAAUGACCGUUCCAUUGGAUUUGUAUCUGUAUUCCCCGGAUCAGGUGAUGAUAGAAGUCGAGCUGAUGUCGGAUAUGCUGUUGCUUUUGAAUAUUGGGGGCAGGGGAUUGGUACUGAAGCACUCAAAAUGACAAUCCCUCAAGUGUACAGUGAGUUUCCUCAAGUAAAAAGGCUUCAGGCAUUAGUUGAUGUUGAGAACAAGGCAUCCCAAAGGGUAUUGGAGAAGGUUGGAUUCAUCAAGGAGGGGAAAUUGAGAAAAUAUGGAUAUCACAAGGGGAAAUUAGUGGAUCUAUUCAUGUACAGUCUCUUAUCCACUGAAUCGAUUUACUGAUACCACUUCUUAAGGUCCAUGAAGUCGCAAAUUUUUUUUUAAUACAUGUAAUUGAAAAUUAGCCAUCUUUCAAGGAUAUUUUCACUUGUAGAAUUUGAAACUCCGAAACAAUGGCAAUUUUGAGAUUACAUAGCUGAAAAGUGACUAGGCCUGUUGCAUAUACCUUUACCUCACGGUCUUGUUUACUAUAAAAUAGUAACAAGUAAAACACAUUCACGCCAUCACAGAAUCAACAACUGUAUGUCUUUCCUGAGAAUCAAAAUGCUACUUAUUUU